AAGAAGAACUGCGCCGCUGAAUCUUCUCGAUGAAUCCCUAUCAGGCAGUUUUAGCUAGUAAUGUUACCGGUUUUAAACAAAGUGUGACCUCAGUCUGAACAUUUUAUGUAUCGCCUUGUGUUUGUCGUUUCACCACAUAGCAGGUAAACAGGUGGUGGGCCUCUUUGCGAGAUGGUGCAGUUGCAUGUGAAGCGUGGAGAUGAGAGCCAGUUUCUUUUCAACACCAGUGUGGACGCACCCCUGGAGACGGUGAUCCAGCAGAUUACAGCCAUUUACAACGGGAGACUCAGAGUGGAAAGAAUAUGUUCAGAGAUCCCAGAGCUGGCAGACCAUGGCAUCACACUGCCACCCAACAUGCAGGGGCUGACAGAGGAGCAGAUUGAGGAGCUGAAACUGGAGGAUGAAUGGGAAGACAAAUGCAUGCCCAGCGGAGGGCCAGUAUUUAGGAAGGAUGAGAUUGGAAGGAGGAACGGACACGCUCCAAAUGAUAAAAUGAAAGCGGUGUUGAUGAAAACAGUGGAGGAGGCAAAGGCACUGAUCUCCAAAAAACAAGUUCAAGCUAAUAUUUGUGUCACCAUGGAGAUGGUGAAAGAAGCCCUGGAUCCUCUAAGAGGUGCGGUGAUGAUCGUGUACCCCAUGGGGCUGCCUCCUCAUGACCCUAUCAGGAUGGAGUUUGAGGACCGGGAAGACCUAUCAGGAACACAGGCAUCUCUGCAGGUGAUGACAGAGGACGAGUGCCAGCUAUGGUGGGCUGGGAAAGAGAUGCAGCGGGGGAAAAAACUACAGGACUACGUGGGCAAGAAUGAAAAGACGAAGCUUGUGGUCAAAAUCCAAAAGAGAGGGGAGGGGGCGCCAGCGAGAGAGCCUCUGAUUACUGAGGAGCAGCAGAAACAGAUGAUGAUGCAUCACUACAGGAGGCAGGAGGAGCUCAAGAAACUGGAGGAGGCAGACGAUGAUAGCCACCUGGACUCAGAGUGGUCAGACAGACAGGCCCUUAAAAAACAGUUUCAAGGCCUCACCAACAUCAAAUGGGGACCAAGAUAAAGACCACUCCCACUCAGAUUCUCACCUUGAAGCUGCUGCACUGACCUGGUCCUCUACUGCUCUGUAUGCAACCGACUAUGAUGCCUUAUUAUCACAAUCCUGAAGUCAGUUUACUGUCUGUUAUUUGAGGUCUUCCAGUGAUUAUUAUACACACCAGAUGUGCUUAUGCCUUGGAGUCGUAACUGGACUGAAAUGUGAAGAAGACAGCUGGAUACAGUUGCAUGAAAGAACAGGUAAUGAUGUCACAUGGAGGCUGAUGUCAUGAUAAACCUGAUUUAUUUUAAUUUAAAUCAGAUCCUUGUAUUCUUUUACUGAUUGUUUUCACCCUGUUGUAAAGUUUUAUAUGUUCUGUGAAAAUAAUUAAAGUUAAAUCUAAAUUUACUGAACAUUGUAACUGUGUGUGACAAAAUCCACUAGAAUGGUUUUAUGUGUUAACAUUCAACAAAGUUUCAGAGGUAGUGAUUCAGCUGGAACACAGUUUAACAUCCUUUUGGGUCCAAGGACAAGGAUGCUACACCUUUCCUCUCUUUGUCUCCCGUCACUGACGCACAUACACACACCUCUAUGAGUCAGUGUUGCUCUGAGGCAGGAAGUUGCCACAUCGUAGAUGGUCGUUCCAGCUCUUGUCCCAGCAGGGAUGAGGAAGCUGUAAAGUUCAGAGUGUUUUAUUCGCUGUGUGGAUGUGGACAGAGCAGAUGCAGUGAUUCAGAGAGGAGUGGCCGGUUUCAAGGAGCACUGCAUUCAGAAAAACAUCCUGGAUGUAAUGUGUGCAGAUUUAAAGGAUAAUAAUGCCACCUUUUUUUUUGCACUCAAUUCAGAUGCCUUUUUGAAGAGACAAUAGUGACGGGUGAAACUGGAACACAUACCUUGUGUCUGUGGCGUGAACAGCUGGCAAUUUUAACAACCACUAAUGUAGUUAUACUGUUGGGAAAACACUGUAAUGUGCCUAUUUUUGUAAGGACAGAGAACACUUGACACUUAUUAAGCCACGCAUUUGUCCAUGACUAAAAGGCUUCAUUCUGGAGUUAAAACCCCGAGGGAGUUAGGGGAUGAAAGCUUGUGUGUGUCAUGGUUCAUUUAGACAAACUGGAGGUGUUAAGACAGAUCACGUUCCCUGACAUGUUCUUUGGUUUAUGGUGAUUCAUCAGUCUCACUGAUACAACUGCUCUGAGUCCCCUUAAGGAUUAAUUAGUACAGUAAUAGUACCUUAAAUUACCGUAGGUGUUGAAACAAAAAUACUGAAGGUAAUCACAAUUGUAUCUCCACACUGUUACAUGCAGGCCCAACACAUUUUCUAAUAAUAGCACAAGGUGUAUUAUGUAUUGACAUCUACUUGCAGCUCCAUAGAUUGGCCCUGUAAUUUGGUUUGACAUGUAUCAGAUCAGUCUAUUCAUUCUUAAGCAUAGUCUGGAUAUGAUUGGUUUAUGUGAAACAUGGUGUAAACCAUUGAAGCUUCCCCCUCCACCAAACAAGGUGGGCCUGAAUCUAUAAAUCUGUUUCAUUUAACCUCCAAGCUUUAUAUUACAUUCAACCAAUUUGAAGCGGUUAUAUUAAAACCCUAAUAUAAGACUUGCUUUGUCCAGGUCAACACUCUGAUCGUUCCACCCUUUGGUACAGAUCAUUUUGUUAUUAAAUUUGAAGCAACACUAGCCAGUCCUAGUGAUGCUGUUGUUGAUGUAUUCACCACUCGCCACAUUGGUCCGUCAACUUCAGUUGGUGAGCGAUUGCCCGUGGCUCCUUUCACUGCAGCAACAGGCCCUGUUGAAAACUACACCAGCCUUUUUUAGUCUCCUGGAUGCUGUGGCUAAACCUCUAGAUUUCUCUCUCCCUCUGUGUGUUUAUCUCCCUUCUACCCAUGUGUAUGGUGUGCUUGAGUUUUGCCUCGUGAGUGGGGGUAGUCUUUCCUCUCUGCAGGUUUCCAUGGUGUAGAGGAGGUCGUGUAUCUCAGGUCCAUCUGCUUAUCUGUUUGGCAGCAGCUGGAAGUUGCUUUAUUCCCUCCCGGAUCCAUGUUUACAAUCUAUCAUUUUGUGAUUCUGAUUAUCCAAACUGUAAUUUUACUAUGUUGGUCUAUUCUGUACACACAUCUAUUGCAUGUCUAUCUGCGCUGGAAGAGGGAUCCCUCCUCUGUUGUUUUUCCUAAGGUUUGUUCCAUUUUUUUCCAGUUAAGGGGGUUUUAGGGGAGUUUGCUGUACAGACUGUAAAGCCUCGAAAGGCAAUUUUUCAACACUGGCAAUUUAAAUAAAAACUGAAUUAACUUAAAUGAACAUG
Epinephelus moara (kelp grouper) is the source of this 3312-nucleotide messenger RNA. RefSeq names its product cilia and flagella associated protein 298 (gene cfap298). Gene Ontology annotation, biological process: regulation of cilium movement. The record is from RefSeq and is a predicted model, not a curated record. The coding region runs from base 172 to 1044 and encodes 290 amino acids. The transcript is spliced from 8 exons. Lineage: Eukaryota; Metazoa; Chordata; Actinopteri; Perciformes; Serranidae.